This is a messenger RNA of Strongylocentrotus purpuratus (purple sea urchin), 9306 nucleotides long. RefSeq names its product SEC14-like protein 1. Gene Ontology annotation, cellular component: cytoplasm. The transcript has 16 exons. The coding region runs from base 184 to 2469 and encodes 761 amino acids. The record is from RefSeq and is a predicted model, not a curated record. Lineage: Eukaryota; Metazoa; Echinodermata; Echinoidea; Camarodonta; Strongylocentrotidae.
AACUGCCGAGCUUUACGGGCUUAACGUUUGCCUGUUAUACCGGCGCGCCGCGAUCGCGACGGCAUAUAGCUAGACGUUGUUUAUAUCAUUUGUAUGUACGUUUCCUUGAAUAGAAAAGAGAGAAAUUGGAGCUGGCUGAUGCUAUCACUCAAAUGACGUUACACAAUUUACAAGUAAUAAAGGAUGGUGCAGACGUAUCAGUCACCCGUGAGGGUGUACCAAUACCCCUUCGAAUUGGUCAUGAGAGCCUAUGACCGUCGGUUUCCAACCUGCAAGAUGAUCCCGAUCUUUGUUGGGAGUGAGAUCAUGACGGAAUUCAAGAGCGAUGAUGGCGCCGUCCAUGUAGUAGAGAGACGAUGCAAGCUCAACCCAGAUGCUCCAUACCUUCUCAAAAAGAUUGCUGGUGUAGAGUUCAUCUAUUUCCUCCAGAAGAACAGUAUGGAUAUGAGGGAAAGGACCCUGAAGAUUGAGGCCAGGAAUGAGAGCUUUGCAUCCCGUAUUGGAAUCCUAGAAGGAUGCACAUACUCAGUACAUCCAGACAACCCAGGCUGGACAAUCUUUGAGCAGACAGCAAGCCUGGAGGUCAAGUCUUUCUUUGGCUUUGAGAAUACAGUGGAGAAAAUUGCUGCCAAACAGUAUGCUGCCAACAUAAAAAAGGGCAAGGAAGUCCUCCUGUACUAUAUUCAAGAGAUUCUUGCUGAAGGCGAAACCGAUUUCCCAACAUGGUCAGAGCUUUAUGGAGAAGAGGAUGUAGAGAAAGAGGAGAACAAGGAAACCCACCUCCCUGUCAUCAAGGAAAAUGAAAACUUGAGCACACCCAAGAGGAAUUCCACCUUGGUCAAACAACUAUCGGAGGAAUCCAACACUUUACAUCCUUUCAACAAACAGACGGCUGCUACUCUAUGCAUCGCCGAUUGCUCUAUCGUUAGGAAUAGACUAGCUUCCAGUACUAUGGCUGAACAAGGCGGAGCUGUAGAGGGCGCUACAGCUUCUGCAGCUGAAGAGGCAUCUAAGGUGGAUGAAGAUUACAUCAAGAAAUUCUUGGGUGAUCUGACACCCCUACAGGAGAGUAGACUAAUACAGCUCCGGGAAUGGCUGAGUGAAACGCAUAAAGGAAAGAGUGUGACAGAUAAACAAGUAAACACUAUGCCCAAAGACUCUCACCUGCUGAGGUUCCUUCGAGCGAGAGACUUUAACACAGAGAAGGCACAUGAGAUGAUCACAGCGUCGUUAGCAUGGAGGAAACAACACAAAGUAGAUCAGAUCCUCAGUACCUGGGAACCACCUCCUAUACUCUUAGAUUACUUCCCUGGUGGAUGGCACUUCUGUGACAGGGAGGGUAGACCAGUUUUCAUCAUGAGGCUUGGCCAGUUUGAUGUGAAAGGACUCAUCAAAGCUGUAGGGGAAGAGGCAAUACUUAGACACGUGUUAUCAAUUAAUGAAGAAGGUAUCAGGAGAACAGAGCAAGCUACGAAGCAGACAGGACGUCCCAUAAGCUCUUGGACAUGUAUUGUAGACUGUGAGGGUUUGAGCAUGCGCCAUCUAUGGCGGCCAGGCAUCAAGGCCCUCCUGCGUAUGAUAGAGGUCGUUGAGGCUAAUUACCCAGAGGUGAUGGGCAAGCUACUCAUUGUGAGGGCGCCACGUGUCUUCCCAGUCAUCUGGACACUGGUCUCACCCUUCAUUGAUGAAAACACAAGACAGAAGUUCUUGAUUUACGGUGGGAAGAACUAUAUGGAGAGUGGUGGGCUGACCGAUCACAUAACUCCACAGUAUGUGCCUGACUUCAUAUGUGGUGAUUGCUAUUGUGAUAUACCAGAGGGAGGCAUCAUCCCUAAGGCAUGCUAUCGAUCCACUGAUGAUCUGUUCACAAUAGGAGAGCCAACACUGUGUGCUGAGACAGUCUACAAGUCUGCUCUCCUGCAGAAAGGCAUUCCACAUGAGGUCCUAGUCCAUGUCAAGGACGCACAGCAGGUCCUGACCUGGGACUUUGACGUCCUACGAGGUGAUGUGGUCUUCUCUGUCAUGGUCUCCCGUCGGCCGUUGACCAUCCACAAAGAAGUGACCAACCCCGUGUCAACCCCGGCUGGAAUAGUAGCUAACACGGUGGUUAUUGACAAGUCCAUGCAGUGUGGCAUAGACUACAAGGUGGUGGAGUCUGCUCUGGUCUGUAAGGCUGGAGAAAGCAUACAGGGUUCCCAUGUGUGUCAGGUAGCAGGAUGGUAUGUGUUACAAUGGAGGCAUUAUAACAUCUCAUCAACUUUACCCACCCCGGCACAGAAGGCUGUCCAUCAUCAUCACAAGUCUAAGAUCAUGUUCUACUAUGAAGUACUAGCAUCUGAAGAUUUCAGGGGCUCGAUGACCAGUUUACAGUCAUGCCAUAGUGGUUUCUCAUCAUUGAGCAUCAGUACGACGUCGAGUAGAGCCAGCGACCGAUCCCACGCAAGCUCUCACACUACCAUCUCAAGGUGACUAGACCAGCAGGAUGCCCGCUUUUAGUGCCAAGCCAAGCUCCGCCCAACUUGUCUAUUUAUUAUAUCAAGCUCUACCCUUCCAGUCAAGCUCCGCCCAACUUGUCUAUUUAUUAUAUCAAGCUCUGCCCAUCCAGAAGACUGCUGUCCCUGCCUGCUUGCUAGCCCCCUCGUCCAGGAAGUGUUUCUGGGGCAGAUGACCCGAGUGUUUGACUCUGAAUCCAGUGACAUUAUUCAGACUCACCUGAUAGGUUUGUCCAUGCUUAUAGGAUGUAAUGAUUCCUAGCCAUUGAGUUGAAAGAAAAAAACAACUACGGUGUCUGUUCUAUCUAACCCUGAUGAUAGUUUCAUUAUAGUUGGUCAAUAACCAGUAGAUAGUUCAGGCCUUUAGGCAAUAUUUCUUAUCAAAUGCAUCUAUUGUGGGUCAUGUAGUUGCUACAUGUAUGUUAUACAGCACAGUCACAAACCCAAAUCAUAAAAGCAUGACUGGGACAUGUGUAUCAAGGUCAAUUUACAAUCAAUGACUGAAUCUUUAAUAUUAUGUUCCUAUCUAAUAACACCCUUCCUAAUACUCCUUACCCAUAUAUGUACAAGAGUGUGAAUAUUAUGUCUCGUUAAGUACUUAAAUGGAUCAUAAAUGUCCACCCAAAUUCAAGAAGUACUACCAAGUUGACUGCAUCGUAGUAUAUCCAUCAGUCUAAACUCCACUUUACAAAACCUUACCCCUUGUACUUUGUAGGGCAUUCACAGUCGAUUGUUGCUUGUCACCUUCGUCCUUUGAGAGACAAAGUAGUGUGAUGUUAUACCCCAGGUUACUACUACUGUUCCUGUAACCAGGCUGACAUUGAUAUUACUAUGGUACGAAGUACCUAAUUCUCAUUUAUGAUUGCCCACUUUUCUCCACAUUUAUGAUGGAUGCUGGGAUGCUGGAUAGAAGAUCAGCAUGCGCUGAUGGUUCAGUGCUUUUGAAUGAUUGCUUCAAACAUUAAAAAUAAGAAGAUUAUGCAAAACACUGUUAUGCUUCCCUCUUUUGCAAAACACAUCCAACAAGUCAGCAUGCAUAAAUGUAAACAUGUAUACAAAAAGUAAAUCUGAUAUUGGAAGUGAAACUAGGAUAUUUUCCAAUUUUAUUGUUCAGCAAUUUUGUCUGAUGGAUGAACUGUGGAUCAAAAUAUGUAUUUACAUUGCAUUGCAUGCUAGCUUUGAUGUACAGGGUGUACACUGAAACAAAGCAAAAUGACAUUAAUUGCAUAGAUGUCAUAUCUGGUUGCUAAUAUCUGCUUGCAAAAGGAUUUUCAAAUAUUUUGCAAGUAAAAUGUGAUUAAAGUUCCAAAUCAAUUUGUGACUACCUCAUAUCCAAAUGAAUGGAGCAGCUAUUCUUGAUCAGGAUUAAGAGGACUAUUCACAGCAAAGUGUAGGUUUUGUGCAGUGAGUGCUUAUAUGCCCAAUGCACUGCCAGGGCUGUGUGUGUAUCUUUGAACUCGUUUUAGACUCGUCCUUAUAACUUGGUUUACUUGAGGUAAAGGUCUUGUUGCUAAUAUUAUGCCAAAAAAGGGCUUGAUCCGUUUCCACUGCAAAAUUUUCCAAAGCAGCGCUAGAUGUACAUGUGUAAUUGAUAACAUGAACAGGGUAUUUCCUUCUUAACCUUGCACACAAUAUGUAUUUAUUUUGAUACUGAAUGGUUAGUUGAUUAUUUUCUAUGUAUCCUCUGUGUAUGUGAUAAUGGUCAUUUAUAACUGGAAUGCAUGACCAUGACAUGUGACUGCUCCGUUUAACAAAUUAUCAUUCUCUGUAAAGCAGUAGAGACUAGAGAAUCUGAGACAAAUUCACUCCACUUGGGAUUCUAAGCUUCAACAGAAGAAGAGCUGACUUUAUUCCCUUUCGGAACAUGCCUCAAUGUUAGGCUACACCUGUAUUUAAUAGCGCCCCCCCCCCCCCCCCAAUCGCCAUUAUCACCUCUUACAUCUCAUUACUGCAUUCUUGUUAAGAUCUUAGCAUUUAAAUUCAUUGGUUCAGAUAUUUUGCUCACAUUGACAACUUGACACAUCAUCUGUUCAGAACCAGAAUGGAUUAAACUCUGUGUUGAAGUAUAUAUGAGUUCACAUCCUUCUGGCUCCUAACAGGUGGUAUAUCAGUUUAGCAGUGAUUGUACUCUUCAUUCAUACCUUUGAUGGUAAACGUAACAAUAUUUAGUUUAAGAUCCUGAAAUUCAAAGAAAGUUAAUAGUGGAUGUUUUUUGCAUCUUCACAUGCAGCAAGGCACAAGUUCUAAGCAGCAUGUUUUCAAUCAAUGCUUGUAGUGUCCUACUGCUCUUGAAUGAUUGCUUUAUUGACAAGUUAGGGUUUGAAAAUAAAUUGAGAGCGAAGCACAAUAAAAAGGGUAUCCUGAGGUGAUAGAGCAUUAUUUUGUAAAUUCUAUAUUUUUAUAUAAUAUCAUUUUUCAUAGGUAUAUUGAGUGACAUAGAAUUAUAUUAGACUAUUUUUGUCUAAUAAUAAUUGCAUAUUUGAUGUGUUUUUUAAUGUUAGAUAUUGGUUUUUAUUUGUUUGCUUUAGACCAGGUUUUGUAUUAAUGAUCAUCAUGAGAAUGGAUUGAAUUGAUGAUGUAGAAUUUUUAUCAAACCAAUUUUCUAUAUAUUGCAUUUGUUUAAGCUGUAAGAAUUGAGCUUAAUUAAAAGAGUGGUGAACUGCUGAAAAUUUCCAAAUUAAGAUGUCCUCUUCUAGGGAUCUUGAAGUGAACAUUCUAAAUGAUUUGGAAACUAUUGGACUCUUGGCAUUAUUUGUAUUUCAUCGUAAAAAGUUCUCAUAAAAUGAUACAGUAAACGUCAACAUGAAUUUGGCAGAGAAUAAAUGUUGAUGGGGUAGUGUAGCUAGGGGGGGGGGGGGGGGGGCUAGAUCUAUUUUAUACUAAAAUUUUGACCUAUGCUAAAGAUAUUGACAGGUAGGGUGUGUAAUCUAAUAUAUUUUGGACCGCUGUAGGGAGUGAUAUUUUCCCCAGGGGUUAUAGUUUUAAUGAAGCACCCAGCGCUGAGGGAAAAUUAUCCCUUGCAGACUAAAAAUAUAUUUUACAUUCCAUCCAGUCAAUAUUUGUUAUAUUAGAUAGCCUUGAUUUGUCAUACUAAAUUGAUGGUAAUUGUGAUCUCAUGCCUUGUUUUCUUUCUCAAGCCACUAGGCUUGCAUUGUAAAAUGUGUGCGGCUAUGACAAUGCAAACCAUGGGUACACGCUGGUGUGCGCACACUGCGCAGGAUGAGGUAUAAGGAUAAAAUAUAAGGAUAAGGGAUGAAGCAAAAAUAUACUUGUUUAACCGGGUCGUCAAUAUAACAUUGAAAAUUGACCUGGAGUGAAACAUGCUAAUUAGGAUCCUUGCUCGAUAUCACAUGACGAGCUUUGGACCAAUCACAACUUUGCUUUUGUAAGAACUAUCUAAUUUAUUCAAAUGAUUGAUUUGACAUUGCCUCAAUAUGGCCAUGAAUACAGUAUACCGUAUGCAUACGCUUGUCAAAGUAUUAUACUAUGGGCAAGUGAAUGCAGGUAGGUGUUAAAGGAAAAAAGGUCUCAAACUUUUCUUCAAAAAUGUGUAAUUUUGAUAUCACAAUUGCAAGUGACAUUCCACAUUAUUUAAGGGUAAGCGUGCAAGAAUUUUUUUUUUAUUUUUUUAAUCGUAUACAUGUAAUAUACCCACACACAAACAUGUACUCUACAACAUUUUAAAAUGUACUUGUUUAUCAGAGCUUGGAGCUUUUCAGAGGCAUUUGUCUAUUCACUGAAGACAUCAACAUGCUAAAUAAUUUCCUUUUAUUAAAUCGUUUAUGAAUGUUUCUUACAACCUUAUUUAUAUAUUCAUUCUUGUCAUUUGGUAAACUAAAGUUUAGAUUGGUCCUAGAAAUAAUAUUUUUGUGAAUAAAACUUUUCUUUUUUUAAAUUUUUAGUACCGGUAUUAACAAUACUAUAAGGGUACUUGUAUGGCUAUCAAUAUUCUGUUUUUAUUGUUAUUAUGUUAUUUUUAUGAUGAUAUGAAUAAUAGCAUGACAUUAUAUUAAUGUUGUUUGAAGCAUAGGAUUUGACUGUAAUCUCCAUCACAUAUUCAUGCUGUUUUCACUGUAUUUAGACAUGUAAAUUGAUGUAUUAAUGAUUAUAAAGGUCAUUCACCACCCAGGUGUUAAAUGGGUACCGGUAGAAAGGAAUUACUUCAAUGCUGUGAGCACCAAAAUUGGUAGGCUAGCAGAGCCGGAGUAUUGUUGGAGCGCCUUGAUCACCUUGCGCGGUGGAUAUGUGCACUAUAUUAAUAUCCAUCAUCAUCAUCAUCAUUAAUGAAUAACCCUAAUAGCCAUAGAUACAAGUAAUUUCAUAGGGGUUUUGUACCAGUUUCCCACCCAUGUAUUCUUGCUUUCCGCAUCUUUUCAACUGAUUGAUUUUUCAUGUUAAUAAAUUAAUAAAUAGUACAUGGGCCUUUAAAUCUUUAAAGUAGAAAGGCAGUAGAGUAUUACAUUGACUACAGGUUUGUACAGACUCUACCGUCCUUCUGCCUGUGUUGUCAUGUAUAAUUGUUAAAUUCUACAUUGUAAUAUGAUGUCACUUUUAAUUUAUAGUGCAGGUCACAAAGCACCGUCAUAUAACAAAAAGUCAAUAUAUAGGACCUAUGUUAUAUAAUUAUGUAUACAACUGUAGAUCAGCAAUUCUGUGUGUGAUUUGACAUUGAAAAAUGUGAUGAAAUUAUUUUAUGCAUAUUUAACCUACUAUGUGUCUUAUGUUGCAACAUGCUCGUUUGUGGUAUCAUUGGUUAAGUAAUGCUGACUGUAAUAUAUAUACUGUUUUUAGCAUGGAGGAAUAUUUGAGGAGAAAGAUUGUCUUUCGUUCAUACAAAUUUAUAAUACCAAUUGUUCUCAUAGUUGUGUCAUUGCUCAGAAUAGCUGUUGAAAAGCGGUUUAAACUCCUAGAGGAUUUUUUUUAUGGCAAUUUAUUAUUUUAAGGUCUGAUUUAAAUUACAUUUCUAAAUGUUUUGGAUGGCAUGAGAGAAGCAUGCUGGUACAAAAAUUGCAAAACAAAGUGGAUAAUUGAAGGUAAUCUUAUGUUCUGGUAUAAAGGAUGGAAAACAACAUUCUUCAGAAAUCAAACCAAACCCUUUUUUAUUCAUGAUCACAAAUAAAUGGUAUCUAACGUAACGUAUUGGUAAUAAAUGUGGAAGAGUAAUGAGCGAAUGAAAAUAAGGAAAUUAAGCUAGUACAUUGAAGCGUUUCGUACAAAUGACUGCAUGUUUGGUCCAUUGGCAGGGUUGGGUAUCUGAAUCAGCAGAAAAGCCUGGAUUGAAGAUGAAUAUCUUCUCAUCAAGUCCUUGAAAUCAGUGUGUACCGGUAGUUGGUCGUGUUUUCUAUUCACGCUCUUUUGUUUUGCUCUGACAAGUGUGAAGCAGUGUGACAGCUAAUUUUGUGGACAAAUUUGACUGUAGACGUUAUAUGAAAGCAAUAAUUUAUUGUAGCUUUUACUGUAGAAUCAAGAUAAAGUACUGUAUACUGUAUAUGAGUUGACAUGUUUAUAGGUGGUUUUAAAGUUUUUGAUAGGCCAACUAAAAACCCAUCUGAAAAUGGAGCCAUGAUGAUUUCAUGAUUGUGCAAGAUAUAUACUUUUUUUAAUCACAAAUUUCAUCCCUGGGCCCAAAACCAUACAUGUAUAUUUUGUUGGCUUAACUGCAGAAUACCCCACACAUUGUAUUGUGGUUAUGAUUGGGGGGAAAGUCCUAACCAAUGAUCAGGUUUGGAGUGACGGGCAGGAUUGGAGUUACGGGUAGGAUCAGGGUUAGAGUUGAGGGCCCGGGUUGGGCCUGACUGGGAUUAUGCCCUAGGGUCUCCUGUAGUUGCUUCCAAUUGACUUUUCUCUAGGCUUAACACUAUCACGAUUAAAUUAUGUAGUACAUGGUAGAAGAAAAUAUUUCUGGAUUUAACUUGUGGUCUUACAUGGGGUUGUAAGAUUUGAAUUUUAGGGUCUUACUCCCUGUGUUAUAGCUGAUCUUCAUAUUUUCUUACAUUGAUAAAUGUAUGUAUGAUUUAAUCACUGCUAAAAAGGCAAUUGUGAUAUGUAUGCCAAAAUAUAUAAUAUAUUGUACUCUACCUUGCACCAUUGUACGUGCAUGUAGUGUAAGUUUUUGUGAUGACAAGAAUGAGAAGUUUAAACAGAAACUCCACCCAGCUGACUAUAGCAUUCUUCUGCAACUUCACACCAACAUAGGAACUCGUAAAAUGUGAAAGUUAUUUAUAGUUACAAUUCUUUCAUGAAGUAAUCAAUUUUGGUUUUUGACUAAAUAAAUAAGAUAACUUCUCAUUUUAGAAGCGAAAUUCAUCUAAUACAGGCAAGGAAGAAAACAAGCAAACAAUUCUAUCUGCUUGCUAUGACAAUGUACUUGUGAAUUAAACUUAAAUGAGAUGGUUCUUUGCAUUUCUUUUAUAACUAUAUACAUGCAGCUACCUGCACUAAGCUGAACAUUACCAAGGUUUGGUAUUGUAAAGUGUUAAAUAGAAAUGUAGUGAAUGAUUAUCUAUUUAUAUGUCCGUUACUUUCUUUUGAAUUCACUUAUGAUAAUGUAGUAUGUUUAGGUGUUCUUGUUUUAUUACUGAAACGGGAGGCUGAGCAAUAAAAAAAACACAAAUGAUAUAUAUAUAUAUAUAUAUUGUAUAUCCUGUAUGUUUUUGUACACCGUUUGAAGAUAUACCGGGUAUAUAAAAAGACAAUGUACAUGUCGGUCCAUUAUUAUGAUGUGAAUUAUACCAAUGUGUAAAGCUUUGAAAUACAUGUAGAAAUGAAUAGUGUGAAAAUAGUCAUUAUGACAUGAAUAAAAAGGUAUGACUUA